ACGAGAGAUAACAAAGGCUCCGUUUCCUUUCUGUUAGAAAAGGCUUUUGCCUUUCCUCCUCCUACUAUGUCAGUAUCUGGCAAGAAAGAGUUUGAUGUGAAGCAGAUUCUAAGGCUACACUGGAGGUGGUUUAGUCAUCCCUCUCAAGGUUCCCUUAACAGUGGAAGCUGCCUUCAGCCGGAAGGAUAUGAGCAGAGAGGGACCUCAGUUCAGGGCAAGUUGAAGAACCACUCUCAGGACAGAAACAGACCAAAGAAAGGCAGCAGUUCGGUCCACCACAAUAUACUGGCACCAGUGACAAGACCGGGUCCUGUCCAUCAAACAACGCUUCAGAAAUGUCAAGAACAAAACUUGACAGAACAUCUUGAAGCAAAUGAAGAUACUCCUAAAGCAGUGACAAGGGAGAAUUUUUUCAAAGAAGCUCGUGAGAAACGCUCACAAAAUUUGGAGAUGAUGGCAGAUUACAAUAAAGAGGAUUCUAGUGCACGAUUAUAUACACAACAUCCCGAUGAAGUAAAUACUCCCAGGUCUGAAGAGCAUUUCCAUGCCAUAAAUCAUGCAGAGAAAACUCUCCAUAAAAUGGAGAACUACUUGAAAGAGAAAAAACUGUGUGAUGUGUUGCUCAUUGCUGGACAUCUUCGAAUUCCAGCUCACCGGUUGGUUCUUAGUGCAGUGUCUGAUUACUUUGCUGCAAUGUUUACUAAUGAUGUGCUUGAAGCCAACCAAGAAGAGGUCAGGAUGGAAGGGGUAGAUCCAAAUGCACUUAAAUCAUUGGUGCAAUAUGCUUACACAGGUGCUCUGCAAUUGAAAGAAGAGACUAUUGAAAAUUUACUGGCUGCAGCUUGUCUCCUGCAGUUGACACAAGUCAUUGAAGUCUGCUCCAGUUUCCUAAUAAAGCAGCUCCAUCCUUCAAACUGCUUAGGAAUUCGAUCAUUUGGAGAUACUCAGGGAUGUACAGAGCUCUUGAAUAUAGCACAUAAAUACACUAUGGAGCAUUUCAUUGAAGUUAUAAAGAAUCAAGAAUUUCUUCAGCUUCCAGCUAAUGAGAUUUCAAAGCUUCUGUGCAGUGACGAAAUUAAUGUGCCUGAUGAAGAAACUAUUUUCUAUGCUUUAAUGCAGUGGGUGAGCCAUGAUGCUCAGACAAGGCAAAGAGACCUGGCAAUAUUGCUUUCAUACAUCAGACUGCCAUUACUCCCACCACAGUUACUGGCAGAUCUUGAAAAUAGUUCCAUGUUUAGUGGAGAUCUUGAGUGUCAGAAACUCCUAAUGGAAGCUAUGAAGUAUCAUUUAUUACCUGAGAGAAGACUCAUGAUGCAAAGCCCUCGAACAAAGCCCAGAAAAUCCACUGUAGGGGCACUUUAUGCUGUGGGAGGCAUGGAUGCUAUGAAAGGUACCACUACAAUUGAAAAAUAUGACCUCAGGACCAACAGUUGGCUGCAUAUAGGCACCAUGAAUGGCCGUAGGCUUCAGUUUGGAGUUGCAGUUAUUGAUAAUAAGCUUUAUAUUGUGGGAGGAAGAGAUGGUUUAAAAACUUUGAAUACUGUAGAAUGUUUUAAUCCAGUGGCAAAAAUCUGGAUGUUGAUGCCUCCCAUGUCAACACAUAGACAUGGCUUAGGUGUAGUCACACUGGAAGGACCAAUGUAUGCUGUAGGUGGUCAUGAUGGUUGGAGCUAUCUAAAUACUGUGGAAAGAUGGGACCCUGAGGGACACCAAUGGAAUUAUGUGGCCAGUAUGUCAAUUCCUAGAAGUACAGUUGGUGUUGUUGCAUUAAACAACAGGAUAUAUGCUAUUGGUGGACGUGAUGGAAGCUCCUGCCUCAAAUCAGUGGAAUACUUUGACCCACACACUAACAAGUGGAAUCUGUGUGCUCCAAUGUCCAAGAGACGUGGAGGUGUGGGCGUUGCAACAUAUAAUGGAUUCUUAUAUGUUGUAGGGGGUCAUGAUGCUCCUGCUUCUAAUCAUUGCUCUAGGCUUUCUGACUGUGUGGAACGAUAUGAUCCAAAAAAUGAUUCCUGGUCAACUAUGGCACCCCUGAGUGUUCCUCGAGAUGCUGUUGCUGUGUGUUCCCUUGGAGAGAAACUUUAUGUGGUUGGAGGAUAUGAUGGACACACUUAUUUGAACACUGUUGAGUCAUAUGAUGCUCAGAAAAAUGAAUGGAAUGAGGAAGUUCCUGUUAACAUUGGAAGAGCUGGUGCAUGUGUUGUGGUGAUGAAACUACCUUAAAAUUAUCUUUGUCAAGUAUAAUAAAACUGGGUAAUUUCAAGAAAGAGAAUAGUAAAA
This is a messenger RNA of Fukomys damarensis (Damara mole-rat), 2280 nucleotides long. RefSeq names its product kelch like family member 4 (gene Klhl4). The transcript has 11 exons. The record is from RefSeq and is a predicted model, not a curated record. The coding region runs from base 67 to 2223 and encodes 718 amino acids. Lineage: Eukaryota; Metazoa; Chordata; Mammalia; Rodentia; Bathyergidae. Gene Ontology annotation, molecular function: protein binding.